Messenger RNA from Pseudomassariella vexata, 881 nucleotides. RefSeq lists its product as uncharacterized. The record is from RefSeq and is a predicted model, not a curated record. NCBI's taxonomy places the organism in Eukaryota, Fungi, Ascomycota, Sordariomycetes, Amphisphaeriales, Pseudomassariaceae. The transcript has a single exon. Bases 284 to 787 code for a protein of 167 amino acids.
GUGCGACUCAAAAGUUGAACGCAGGUUUGCGCAAACAAAAACUAGCGACUCCAAGUGUUAGUAACUGCCCUGCAUGAACGAGGCCAAACCUUUUGGAAAAAGUAACUUUUUCAGAAUCUUUCGGCCAGGCACGGUGCCGGUGAUCGUGGCCGAAAAGUCAAUCGUGAUGCUCAACUAUGGCAAGGGUCUCUCGUUGGGUUGUUCUGGCUAGCUUCACUUCGUCAUAAUAAACCACGGCGAACUCCUCUGCGAUUUGAGCCUGAAUUCGAACAAAGUCGCGACUAUGGGGUGCAUACCAUGUACAAAUUUGUCGCACGGGGCACAUCGGGCAGUUAACGAUUGCGAAGUGAUGGGAUAUGUCGUGUCCCAAAUUUGCCGGCCUAGCGACAUGAAUGGAUUGAGACGUGUUGCUGACAUCGUGCAACCUGAAUACACUCGUAGAACGGCGAUGACGCACAUAGAAUCUUGGGAUCAGCCGAGUGAUAAGAAUUCCAGUCUGCGGACCUACGUCUCGCUGUCCCACUAUCACGGCCAUGCGUGCAGCGUUCACGGGCAUACGAGACAUGCAUCGGGCGUUCGACGAGAUGCAGUAUGGAUACGGGAUUACAGGUUGAGUAGGUGUUUUGAGAGUGAUCACUCGUCUCAACUCAACUUUGUCGCGUCUGAUCUGAUCUCCGGGACUGGAUUUGGAGAGAUGAGAGCCAAUAGAGCCUUUCCUCUCGGUCUGGUCUGCUGUAACCCCUCCACAGCUGACGAAUUAGCAGCGCUUCACGAGCAUCGACGCUGAUGCGAAAUGUUGACACCAAGAUGUUUGACGCGGAGCCGAGCAAAGCUUAAACGUCGGCACCGUUGGCUGCAUGGAGUACUUCAACGAGGACAAG